This is a messenger RNA of Phlebotomus argentipes, 1600 nucleotides long. Its product is annotated as N-sulphoglucosamine sulphohydrolase-like. Bases 1 to 1566 code for a protein of 521 amino acids. Gene Ontology annotation, biological process: glycosaminoglycan catabolic process; heparan sulfate proteoglycan catabolic process. Gene Ontology annotation, molecular function: N-sulfoglucosamine sulfohydrolase activity. The record is from RefSeq and is a predicted model, not a curated record. The transcript is spliced from 2 exons. NCBI's taxonomy places the organism in Eukaryota, Metazoa, Arthropoda, Insecta, Diptera, Psychodidae.
AUGAUAGUGAAAUAUUUACUUUUCCUUAUCGCUUCUGUGCCACUGUCAUCGGCUGCACAGCCGGCGAUUCUUGAGGUGCCACGUCCAAUACGACUAGAGCCACCUUCGAAGCAAAAUGUUCUGCUGCUCCUCGCCGAUGAUGGUGGCUUCGAGAUGGGCGCUUAUAGGAAUCGCAUCUGCCAAACCCCGAAUCUCGACGCUUUGGCGAAGCAGAGUGUGAUAUUCAACAACGCAUACACUUCAGUCAGCAGCUGCUCUCCAAGCCGAGCAGCUCUGCUCACCGGCUUGCCGAGUCAUCAGAAUGGAAUGUAUGGUCUUCACCAGGGUGUUCAUCACUUCAACACCUUCGAUUCCAUUGUAAGUCUGCCGAAUCUGCUGGGAAACAAGGGCAAUAUUCGCACUGGAAUCAUUGGAAAGAAGCAUGUUGGGCCGUCUGAAGUGUACAAAUUCGAUUUUGAGCGAACAGAAGAGCAAUUUCCAAUUAAUCAAGUGGGCAGAAAUAUCACCAAUAUUAAGAAUCUCGUGAAGGAAUUCCUCUCGUCCAACGACACUCGACCAUUCUUCCUCAUGGUCUCCUUCCACGAUCCUCAUCGCUGUGGCCACGUGACGCCUCAGUAUGGCAGCUUCUGCGAACGCUGGGGAAGCGGAGAGGAAGGAAUGGGCCUCAUUCCCGACUGGCAUCCAAUCUACUACGUCUGGGAUGAGAUUGACCUGCCUUUCUACGUUCCAGACACCGAACCAGCUCGAAGAGACGUCGCUGCGCAGUACACCACAAUAUCACGCCUUGAUCAAGGCGUCGGACUCGUGCUGAAGGAGCUCCAAGACGCUGGCUUCGAUUCCAACACCCUCGUCGUCUACACAUCGGACAAUGGUCCUCCUCUGCCGUCCGGAAGGACGAACUUCUACGAUCCCGGCAUUGCUGAGCCAUUGUUCAUCCGAUCGCCGGCACCAGAAGCCCGUAAGAAUGAAGUUAGCUACACUCUGACCAGCCUUCUGGACUUGCUUCCCACCUUCCUGGACUGGUACGGCGUGCAGUAUCCCAAGAAAGCCAAGACAAAGUUAAGCGGAAAGUCCCUUUUGCCAAUUCUCACCGCUGAACCACCCAAUGAUCCUGACGCUGCCAUUUUCGCCAGUCAAUCUUAUCACGAAGUCACGAUGAAUUACCCAAUGAGAGCCAUCAGGACGAGACGCUACAAGUUGAUUCACAAUCUAAACUACCAAGCGCCCUUCCCAAUCGAUCAGGACUUCUACGUGUCGCCCACAUUUCAGGACAUCCUCAACAGGACCAUGGCGAAGCAGCCUCUGCCGUGGUACAAGAGCCUCAAGCGAUACUAUCAGCGAGACGAAUGGGAAUUGUUUGAUUUGAAGCAAGAUCCGGGAGAAUUGAGAAAUCUCUUCGGCAACAAAGCCAUGGAGAAGGUCAAGACGGAACUCCAGGAGCGCCUGCAGAAGUGGCUGCAAGACACAAAUGAUCCUUGGCAGUGUGCACCGCAUGGAAUCCUUCAAAAUGUCGGUGAAUUCAAGGAUGAUCCGCAGUGUUUGACUUUAGGACACGCAGAUCUUUGAAAUCAAAUCAAGUUUUGAACACAAACUCAUUUAU